ACAAAUCUACUUUCACCCUUUUAUUUCAACGGUUCAUUCGCAGAUAAUGACUUCGUUGGCUAUAUUACCUCAUUUAAAGCGUUCUAUCACCGACAUUAUGGAUGAAGAAUUAUACCACUCGCCCGCAUCCCCCAUUCAGUUUAAUACCGCGCCAAACACUAACGCCACGCUUACUAAUCCCCAAGUUCAACCUUCCAGUGCAACCAUGAAUUAUACAACUUCCAAAAACUCGUUUAACUCGUCUCCCAACCCUAAUCAUCAACAACUAUUCAAUAAUCAAGUGAAUAACUUGGGUAACUUCCUUAAUAUACCCGAUUCAUUUUUGGAUCAAAUCAAGUCUCAACAGCAACAAUACCAGUUUCCUUUGGUGGACGAGCAACAGCAGAUGAACUAUAAUAACCAAGUUAAUCCACAACAACCGCAACAGCAACAACCUGAAGUGAACCAACAAGUUAAUCCGUUCACUGAUUAUGGUAACCCAAAUUCAUUUAUUAGACCUCAACAGUUACAACGUAUGACCCCAGCAUCCCCACCUCCAUUACCUCAGAAGUUUCCAACCAGAAGAAGAAGAAGGAUAACCACCCUUGAGAAUGCAGAUGAGUCUUCUACCACUUCAAAUAAAAAGAAGUUGGAUCAAGAAUAUCUUUUAUAUAAUCCGGAUAUAUCUCCAGCUCAUUUGAUUAGCCAAACAGAUUUGGAAUCUUCAUUUUUCAUUCCUCCUAAAUAUGAUAAUACUGACAGCAUGGCUGGUUUGACCAUUAAUGAUGGUAUUAUACCAGGAUAUGAAGAUGACUAUUUGUUUGUUGAUGAUGUUGUAGAAGAUGAGGAUAUGGAAGAGGAUUUGUCUGACGAGGAAGAAGAGGAUGAUGAUAAUUAUUAUCACGUUGAUGAUGAAUUUGAUGAAUUUAUAAUGAAUGGAUAUGCAAAUGGUGUUGGGUUUGACCAAGUAAAUUAUCAAGAACCACAAUCGCAUGUCCAAGAAGAAGAUAUGCAAGUAUUUGUUACAAAUCCCGAGGUUGUUACUCUUGUACAUCCACAAGAUGAUAUGAUGAUUGAUGUUGAGGAACAUGACGAACACAAGCAUGAGCAUGACGUGGAAGAAGACGAGGAAGAGGAUCAUCACCAUUCUUCAACUGAAGAUUCUCCAUCUCGAAAUUCACACAUGUCUGCUGCAGAGAUAUCGGCUGUUAAUCCUAAUCAUCAAUGUGAUUUGAUUAAUCCAAGUACUGGAGUUCCUUGUAAUAAGCAAUUUUCACGUCCUUAUGAUUUAAUCAGACAUCAAGAGACUAUUCAUGCAUCUAAAAAGAAGAUUUUUAGAUGUGUGAUUUGUGAAGGUAGAUUUAAUGGUGGACCAGGUAAUGGGAAGCAAAAGACCUUUUCUAGAGUGGAUGCAUUAUCUAGACAUGUUAAGGUUAAACAUGGGUUGAUUGGACAAGAUGCAUUGGAUUUGAUAAAUGAAGCUAAGGAGAAUGUCGAGUAUGUCUCAGUAUGAUAAAGGUAAUUUUUUUAAUGUUAAGUUUUGGGUAUUAGGGUUGAUGAUGAUGAUUCUAAAUUUUGUUUGAUUUUUAUUUCUUAUACAUAGUUUACCAAGGUAAAGUCUUAAUUAAUAUAUAAAUACAAGUUUUAUGUUAAAAUUUUAAAAUUAAUCUAUAAAGUGUAUGUAUGUUUUAUAAUAUAUACAAUGUAGCUCAUUAAUAG
This is a messenger RNA of Spathaspora passalidarum NRRL Y-27907, 1698 nucleotides long. RefSeq names its product stress-regulated transcription factor (gene RPN4). Lineage: Eukaryota; Fungi; Ascomycota; Pichiomycetes; Serinales; Debaryomycetaceae. The transcript has a single exon. Bases 47 to 1492 code for a protein of 481 amino acids. The record is from RefSeq and is a predicted model, not a curated record.